CGGGAGGGGGCCGGCUGGCGCGGCUCGGGAGAGCGCUCCUCCGCCCUGCGCGCGGUCCUUGCGCCCCUCGUCGCCCGCGCCGCGCCUCGGCAGUCCACAGUGCGCCCCUCGCACCGCAGCCGGCGCCGCCCGCGGCAGCCCUGCCCCAGCCCGCUGCCUCCUCCUCCUCCUCCGCCUCCGCCCUCGCCUCCGCCCUCGCCGCCGCCGCUGGACACGCAGCCGCAGGCCGGGGCCGGGACGCAGCUGGGGAGUCAGGACGCGCGCAGCCAGCCCUUCCCCCUCCGGCUCCCGCACCGCCGGCCGCCUCCCCUCGCCCUCCUCUCCCCUCCCUGCUGCUUCGCGGCAUCCUCCUCCUCCUCCUCCUUUCCCGGCCCCGGCUGCCAGCACCAUGUCCGCAGGGGGAGAUUUUGGAAACCCACUGAGAAAAUUCAAGUUGGUGUUCCUGGGGGAGCAGAGCGUCGGGAAGACGUCUCUGAUCACACGGUUCAUGUACGACAGCUUCGACAACACGUACCAGGCGACCAUAGGCAUCGACUUCUUGUCGAAAACCAUGUACUUGGAGGACCGCACGGUGCGACUGCAGCUCUGGGACACAGCUGGCCAGGAGAGGUUCCGCAGCCUGAUCCCCAGCUACAUCCGGGACUCUACCGUGGCCGUGGUGGUGUAUGACAUCACAAAUCUCAACUCCUUCCAACAGACCUCUAAGUGGAUCGACGAUGUGCGGACAGAGCGGGGCAGUGACGUGAUCAUCAUGUUGGUGGGCAACAAGACGGACCUGGCUGACAAGAGGCAGAUAACCAUCGAGGAAGGCGAGCAGCGUGCCAAAGAACUGAGCGUCAUGUUCAUUGAAACCAGUGCAAAGACUGGCUACAACGUGAAGCAGCUCUUCCGACGUGUGGCAUCGGCUCUGCCCGGCAUGGAGAGUGUCCAGGAGAAGAGCAAAGAAGGGAUGAUCGACAUCAAGCUGGACAAACCGCAGGAGCCCCCGGCCAGCGAGGGCGGCUGUUCCUGCUAAUGCGGGGCGGGCGCCCCGGCUCCCUCUGACACUACGCGCUUGUUGUGUUGCUUCCUAUUGGUUAGCUUCCUAAGGGGGGUGGGAAAUGAGUCUCUCAAGAUGGGAGGAUCUUUCUUUUCUCUCUGUCUCUAGGAGUAGGGUGGGAAGGGGCGGGAGGCUGGGCGUCAGGGAUCACGUCACUCUUAACAGCUGUUACUUAAACAACUAUUUUUUGGUUUGGUUGUAAUAUAUUGUACUUUAUUAAGAUUGCCAAAAACUGUUAAAAUUAAAAAAAAAUUUAAAUCAUGUGUAUACAACUUUUUGCCAGAUAAAAGAAAUGUAGUCAUUUUUAUUUGAAAGAUGUGCUUUUUGUUUUUGUAUAUUUGUAAACUUACAGAGAUCCUUUUCCACAUACCUCCUCCUUCCUGAUCUCUUUGAACCGUGCAGCACCCCUGCCUUCCUCCCACCCCCAGCCCAGUCCAUUUAAACGAAUGAGUCACUAGGCUCCAGCCUGGGGCUCCCCACGCAAGGCCCUCCGUGGAGAAAUCAAACACAGGCUGAACUGGCGCCUCUGAAGGGGCAGCCCUGACUCUGCCCCCCCACGGCCAGAGCAGGACAUCAGCAUGGCCCUGAGCUGGCGGGACGGCCUUGUGGACUGCGAGGGCCCAGCAGCAGCCACAGGGGAGCAGCUUCUGCCUGGAAAAGCCUUGUAGGAGGUCAAGGGCACCAGGAGCCUGUGCUCUCUGCUCGCCCAGUGCCCAGCAGAGUGAGAGGUCACUGGAAGGACGGGGUGCUGUUGGCUACUGUGGGCUGUGGUGAUUUGUGGUCUGUAGCCUGGGGAGCCCCGUGGAGUUGCGAGGUGUUUCAGCCAGCGCAGACAGCUGGGCUGGAUCUCAGAAGCUCAGUGUGUGACGCUGGGUGGCAUGCCACCCGUGUGGAAGUCGGGGAAGCAGCACUGGCCCACCUGUGACUGGGGGCAGGGCGGCUGCCUGCUCUCAGACCCUCACUUGCUUGUAUGGCUGGGUCUGGUUCUAGAAAGACCAGUUCCCCCCGUGCAUUCACCCCACAGACCUGGCACAGUUGAAGUCUUUGCACGUGCCUCUGUGAAUACCAUGGCCUGGUCGGUGGGCACCUGAGGGUAGGUUAAGGUGGGGUCUCUAGAAGGCUGCCCAGAGUGCUGGGAUCUGCAGAGAGGUCCCGUUGCCAUCGUUAACCGACCCCUGCAGAGAAUCCUCUGUUCACAGUAAGUAACGUAACACACUUGGUCAGCAUUCCAAACUGAGCCAGACUCAAGCCCAGCAGUGGGCGGUGGCUGUGGCCCAAGCAUCCCACCCCUCCCCACUGGCAUCCGCUCUCCCCCCUGGCUGCUGAUGGACAUGUCACAGAUGGGCCAGUGCCUGUGGCAGGGUGAAUUCCUCCACAAGGCAGGAGGACUCCAACAAGGUGGCUGCAAUGGCUCAGAAACUGCCCCCCGAUGGUCAGGGGCCGGAAUGUCUGUCGCCCUGGGCCCGCAUCAGCCUGGGCCACCACGUGUCAGCGCUGACCUUACACGGAGUCGACCUUCUGGCGAUGACGAGAGUCCACAAGCACCUCUUGCAGAAGGCGGGGGGCAACGUACGAACGUAAUUCAGUGUUGUGUGUUUAGUUUUUCUAUGUGUGUACAUAAUUAUAUAUAGAGAUAGACCUGUGUAUACGCCUUCCACAGUCACAGCCUCACGGAUUCGCGUGCUCCAUGUAGAUUCUUGUUUCUCCUGCUCUCAAGUUGGAACUUGCCUUGUGAUAACAGUUUUGGAAAUUCAAAAGUACUGCAACGUGUUGAAAUCAGAAAUUCUUAAUAUUGUCAAAUAACUUGUGAUUGUCUUGCCAUCAAUAAAAUGACACAUAGAUGUGGUGACGUGCAGGCAGCAGUAGCCCUCGGGAAUGGCGCCACCAUCUCUCUACCUACUUACGUGCACAGGUGUGCGUGCCUGUGCCCCCCACUGCGGGCACGCACACCCCCACACUGGUGCUUGUUGGAAGAGGGUUUACUUCCCCCGCGAGAAUUUAUGGGAGUCUAUUUGCAGUGUCCGGCCUGCUUGGCCUCUGGGGAGCUCAGUAAAUGAAUGUGUGGGUACCUCCUCUUUAAAACAUGUGUAAAUCCAAGUAGGCUGAUUUAUAGACUUCUUUCUUGCCCACCAUGGCUCAGAGGAGCAGUAGGAGCCAUGGCAGCUGUCACCUGGCCUGAGUUGGCCUUGGGGAGUCCUGCCUUCCCUUGCACACACUCUGGAGUCCAGGCUCUGCCCAGCCCCAUGGCCUCUGAGGGCGAGGGUGUUGCCUCCUCUUGUCCUCCAUCUUGGCAGUGCCGUGCCCUUGUGUGCCUCCCCACCCUGCCUGGGGUCUGUUCAAGCAGCCAGAGCAGUUCCACGGGUGUGUCCUGGGUCCUGGACGCCUGUCUUGAGCAGAUGCCAUUGCUCAUGGGUAGCAUCUGGACUCUGAGUUACGGUUCAGUAAGCCAUGGGCCUGGUUCUCUCGCAGCAGUAGGGGUGUCGUGGAACUGGCUGUGCAUCACCAGCGAGGGUCUUGCAUCUUGGCGGAGUCCAGGAGGGUUAGCAGAGGCCAGUGAGGAGUCCUUGGAGGAAAUGAUCUCAGUUUAGCAAGUGGAGCAGGAAGCCUAGCAGCCAAUCAUGAUCCUCUUUUCUGGGCCCUCAGAGAAGCUCCUGUUCCACAGGCACCAGAGAAGCGGAGUGAAGAAGGAAUGAGCCCCAAAAUGAAGGUGUGAUGGGUGUGACAUUGGCAUCUUGUGUGUUCUGGCUGCAGUUGUAGGGGCCAAGUUCACAUGCCUGCUGGUUCCAGGCAACAGUUUCCUUGGGUCAGAGUCCACUCCCCCACGCCCUGCUCCCCGCUGUUGCCGUCUCCAUUCUCUCUCUCGUGCCAUCACCCUUCAACAUCCUGCAGUGCCCCCGGCUCUGAGAACAGCGAGUCACUGAGCAGACUGACCCAGUGAUGGGGACUGAAGUGGUGGCAGCCAGGAGGGCAGGCACACCCGCCCACUGGGGGGCUAGCUAGCACCAGGUGUGAUGACGUGGCACACUGAGGGAGUUAGGACCUGAGGCCAGGCCAGGGAGCUGAGGGCUGCAGCAGCUCCCAGAAGCGUGGUUGAUCUGCUGGCAAGGCCGUAUGCUCAUUAGUGCCCCAACUACCUCCCCGCCAAAGAACCUGGGGCCUCGCCAUCCUGCUAUAGCAAGGUGAGGAAGACAGCAAAACCAAGACAGAGGAGGGUGCCUGGCUUGUGAUCACCCGUAAGUUAGGAGUGGGCAGAAGCCAGGCACUGCUGUCUUCUGUCCACUGCCGGCCUGUGUGUGUGCAGAUGUGACGGCACGUUUACAUGGAAGGAAGGACCUCUGUGUACGGUCUCUGCCCUCAGGCCGUCUCUCCUGUGGUUAGGACGAAGCUCCUCUCUCCCCAGUGUCUGGGUGAGCGAGCCUGGAGAGCACGUGGGUGUGUGUGGGCUCCUGCCCUGCAGAGAACAGCCAGACCCAGGUCUACUGUCUUGAGCACCACCCAGGCCGGGUGCCCUUCGGACUUUGUUUGCAGUCGGCUCUGUAGGUAUUCCCAGGCCUUGGCAUCUCCCUCAACUGCAGGCCAUGGUCUGGCUGAUGCUUGGGGCAUAGUGAGUGGUUGGACAAGAAAUCCCUGCAGUGCAGUGGUGCUCGGGUGGCUUCUUCAGGAGGUGGUGGUGGGAGUGUUCCCAGCAUGGUGGGUCAGCCUGCACCUUGUGGUGUGUUACUUUGCCCCCACGCUCCCGUGUGCUCACAGGGAGCACACAGCACGCCACGUCUACCUUGUCUGGGCUCAGGCGGCACGGCGGCCAUUGACUUUACAUUAAACUGUGUAAACUGUGGAGAGACUCAGCAUGUUGGUCAGACAAUAAACUGUCCUAAUUCUCAA
Molecule: messenger RNA, 4921 nt
Organism: Oryctolagus cuniculus (rabbit)
Lineage: Eukaryota; Metazoa; Chordata; Mammalia; Lagomorpha; Leporidae
Gene: RAB6B
Product: RAB6B, member RAS oncogene family
Molecular function (GO): GTPase activity; GTP binding
Source: RefSeq, a predicted model, not a curated record